This is a messenger RNA of Oncorhynchus nerka (sockeye salmon), 4478 nucleotides long. RefSeq lists its product as uncharacterized. Bases 1156 to 2022 code for a protein of 288 amino acids. The transcript is spliced from 7 exons. The record is from RefSeq and is a predicted model, not a curated record. Lineage: Eukaryota; Metazoa; Chordata; Actinopteri; Salmoniformes; Salmonidae. Gene Ontology annotation, biological process: translational initiation. Gene Ontology annotation, cellular component: eukaryotic translation initiation factor 2B complex. Gene Ontology annotation, molecular function: guanyl-nucleotide exchange factor activity; translation initiation factor activity.
UUGAACGCGAAAUCCAUCCAAAAAAACGAACAAACAUUUACCGUAAACCCAGUAUAACUGUGACAGAAUUUGCUAUUUAAACGUAUUUUAUUUAACGCAAAUCAAGGAUUGUCUUUUCUCAGUCCACAACGCAAGAAGGUACACUUGAAUGAGCAUAAUUCGCGUCAGAGGAGGACAAACGUGGCUGUUUAAUGAGCGCGAGCAAGUACAUGACUAGUAGCUCGCUAACGUUAGAUAGCUGGAGAACGAAGGACUAGGUAGCGUAGUUGUCAGCAAAAAUCCAUCUGGCACAUACUAGGUUAGCUGGCUAGAAAGUUUAUUCUACAAAUAUUCAGGUAUCAUCUUGCCCGCUUUCUGCUUUUGUUGAGGUGUGGACUUGUUUGACAGAAUGGACAAAGAUGAGCUGGUGGAGCACUUCAGGACCCUGAGGUACCCUCUGCUGUAGCAGCAAUCCGCACUCUCCUGGAAUUCCUCAAAAGAGACCAAAGUCAGAUUUACUUAAAGACAAGACAUUACUUUUCUACCCUCCUUCACUUGUUAUACUGAAGGGUUGGCACUCGAUUUGUCAAUUAUUAGCAAAUAGACAAGUUGUGGUAUUGAUUGGUUGGGUGCUUUAUGUCCCUGAGCAGGUGAGACCAUCCUGGGCUUGAGAGAGAAUCUGACCCAGACCAUUGGGUGUCUGGAGGAGGCGGACUCCUCUGUGGCUGUCUUGUCUGGUGGCGAACUGUUCCUCCGCUUCAUCAGCCUCACAUCACCUAUACCUCUUGCUGCAACACCUAGGCUACUCUUAUACACUCCGAGCUCACUUUACCGUGAUUUGACAUAUAUUCAAUGGCGAGAGUACUUUGAGUUGUACAACGUACCAUCAUGAUUUGAGAUGUCAUUCUCAGAAAUGUUUUAUUUGUCCCCCGAACAGGAUCUCUCUCAAUGCAAGAAAGCUAUAGUAGAGAGAGGAGAGCUCUUUCUAAAGAAAAUAUCCCUUUCCAGGAGUAAAGUAGCGCAACUGUGCCAUACCUUUUAUCAAGGAUGGAGCUAAAAUACUGACACACUCCUCCUCCCGGGUGGUUCUUAGGGUACUGGCGAGUGCAUCAGCCGACAAGAAACGUUUCAUUGUCUACGUCACUGAGUCACAACCAGACUCUGCAGUACAAAAAAAUGGCAGAGAAAUUACGCAACCUAAACAUUCCAGUCACAGUGGUUCUUGAUGCUGCAGUGGGGUAUAUAAUGGAAAAGGUGGAUCUGGUGAUUGUGGGUGCAGAGGGAGUGGUGGAAAGUAGUGGCAUUAUUAACAAGAUUGGCACCUAUCAACUGGCUGUGUGUUCAAAGGCUCACAACAAUCCUUUCUACAUUGUGGCAGAAAGUUUCAAAUUUGUCAGACUCUUCCCUCUAAACCAGCAAGAUGUCCCAGACCGAUUUAAGUACCUAGGUGUCUGGCUAGACUGCAAACUCUCCUUCCAGACUCACAUCAAACAUCUCCAAUCGAAAAUCAAAUCAAGAGUCUGCUUUCUAUUCCGCAACAAAGCCUCCUUCACUCACGCCGCCAAGCUUACCCUAGUAAAACUGACUAUCCUACCGAUCCUCGACUUCGGCGAUGUCAUCUACAAAAUGGCUUCCAACACUCUACUCAGCAAACUGGAUGCAGCCUAUCACAGUGCCAUCCGUUUUGUCACCAAAGCACCUUAUACCACCCACCACUGCGACUUGUAUGCUCUAGUUGGCUGGCCCUCGCUACAUAUUCGUCGCCAGACCCACUGGCUCCAGGUCAUCUACAAGUCCAUGCUAGGUAAAGCUCCGCCUUAUCUCAGUUCACUGGUCACGAUGGCAACACCCAUCCGUAGCACGCGCUCCAGCAGGUGUAUCUCACUGAUCAUCCCUAAAGCCAACACCUCAUUUGGCCGCCUUUCGUUCCAGUACUCUGCUGCCUGUGACUGGAACGAACUGCAAAAAUCGCUGAAGUUGGAGACUUUUAUCUCCCUCACCAACUUCAAACAUCAGCUAACCGAUCGCUGCAGCUGUACAUAGUCUAUUGGUAAAUAGCCCACCCAUUUUCACCUACCUCAUUCCCAUACUGUUUUUAUACUGUUUUUUAUUUAUUUACUUUUCUGCUCUUUUGCACACCAAUAUCUCUACCUGUACAUGACCAUCUGAUCAUUUAUCACUCCAGUGUUAAUCUGCAAAAUUGUAUUAUUCGCCUACCUCCUCAUGCCUUUUGCACACAUUGUAUAUAGACUGCCCAUUUUUUCUACUGUGUUAUUGACUUGUUAAUUGUUUACUCCAUGUGUAACUCUGUGUUGUCUGUUCACACUGCUAUGCUUUAUCUUGGCCAGGUCGCAGUUGCAAAUGAGAACUUGUUCUCAACUAGCCUACCUGGUUAAAUAAAGGUGAAAUAAUUUUUUUUUUUUAAAGAUGGGAGGAGUGAGGGUAGCUGAAGGGUGGGACUAAACAAAUACUAAUUUAAAAUAUAGUUUCCGUAAAGUGUAGUAUGUAGAUGGAACAAAAAUAUAAAUGCAACAAUUCCAAUGAUUUUGAGUUAAAGGAAAUCAAUCAAUUGAAAUAAAUUAGGCCCUAAUCUAUGGAUUUCACAUGAAUGGGCAAGGGUGCAGACAUGGGUGGGCCUGGGGAGCCAGGCAGAAUGAGUUUUUCCCCACAAAAGGGCUUUAUUACAGAAAGAACUACUCCUCAGUUUCAUCAGCUGUUCGUGUGGCUGGUCUCAGACCAUCCAGCAGGUGAAGAAGCCAGUUGUGGAGGUCCUGGGCUGGCGUGGUUACGCAUGGUCUGCGGGUUGUGAGGCUGGUUGGAAGUACUGCCAAAUUCUGUAAAACGACAGAGGCGGCUUAUAGUAGAGAAAUUAAUUCAAUUCUCUGGCAUCAGCUCUGGUGGAAAUUCCUGCAGGUCCGCAUGACAUUUUCAAGCUCCCUCAACUUGAGACUAGUGGCAUUGUGACAACUGCACAUUUGUCCUUUUGUCCCCAGGACAAGUUGCACCUGUGUAAUGAUCAUGCUGUUUUAAUCAGCUUUUUGACAUGCCACAUCUGUCAGGUGGAUGGAUUUUCUUGCACAACAUUUGAGAAAUAAGCACUUUGUGCAUUUGGAAAAUUUAUUUCAGCUCAUGAAACAUGGGACCAACACCUUAACAUAUUGCAUUUAUUUUUGUUCAGUGUAGAAGCUACGUGUUGUCCAUUUUACUCUAAUUAGGGGAGGUAGGAUCAGAGUAAAAUAAAACAUUUCAAAUCUAUGGAGGAUUGGAAGUGAUGCAGACAAUUACAUUGAUAGAACCCACAAUCUACAAUAUUAAAGCGGUUCCACCCCUAAAAACUAUUAAAGGUCAUUGGGCUGUAGUUAUUUUAUGUGAUAACUUGUGGUCUCUCUUUGCUCUCUCAGUAUAAAGCAAAUACUCUGAAGGCAGUGGAAGAUCUAGCACAAGAACACCCCAUGAUUGACUACACACUGCCAUUGCUGAUUACACUUCUAUUCACAGACCUGGGGGUUUACACUCGUUCCGCAGUCAGUGACGAACUUAAGCUGUACUUGUAAACCACCACUAGAAUAGAAUAAACACCAUCAAAUGGAUUCAUUUAAUUCAGAUAUUAACAAGUCACCUUUCAAUAUGCAUAUCACUAACAACAUUAAACCCAUAGUGAGUCAAGACAUAAUACAAUGAUUUUAUUAUUAGUCUUGGAUUUAAGGAGAAACUCACAAAAAGCAGGUGUUUUACUUUGUAUGAACAUUUUUCCCCUACUUGCUUUACUGGAGUUUGAAAAGGUUCUGCUGACCCAUGGGAGAGUAUAUAAAACUACUGUACUAGUUAGUUACAAAUUAAAAGCAAUCAAUCUCAAGAGGACAAGGAAACACUUAUGAACUGGAUUUGGGUCAUAAAUUCAUCCACAUUUUAAUUUGACUCUGAAAGUGAGCUCUGUAUCUGUUGUGACCAAUGUCACCCUCUGCUAACCCAGAAUAAACAUUGAACAUAACUACCAAUAAAGUAGAAUAAAAUCUGUACAAAAUUGUCCUCAUUUGAUAAAGUACAAUACUAGAACAAUAAAUGCUCAAGCAACUACUUCAAACUGGCAACAAUAGCUCAGAUCUCACACCAAGGCUUUUCUUAUUCUGCAUCUUACCCCAAAAUGUAACAGUCUUAAAUACAUACAGUACGAUUAUAUGCCAUUACUUUUUCCAUUAAAUAUGCAUUGUGCAUACUGUGACUGAUUGGCACGGUAGGUGUUAAAACAAAAGUUAUUUGUACAAGAAAAUAUACUCCCCAAAAAACAUCUAGAGCAAGCUGAACAGUUGUCUAACAAUUAUCAUUCCAAGCCCAGUGUUGUAUUUAAUGUGUGCACAACUUACUACAAAACCUCCUCCUGGCAUAGUUUUAGGGCAGUGGGUUUGAAUGCAUAAAUACUCUUCUUGAUCAAAAAUGUAUAAUACCCUCUUCAGUGCUAUUGAUAUCAAAGUCUGAGGAGUCAAUGCAAAGACAGUUCU